Messenger RNA from Komagataella phaffii GS115, 2790 nucleotides. RefSeq lists its product as hypothetical. The coding region runs from base 1 to 2790 and encodes 929 amino acids. The record is from RefSeq and is a predicted model, not a curated record. The transcript has a single exon. Gene Ontology annotation, molecular function: zinc ion binding; DNA-binding transcription factor activity, RNA polymerase II-specific. Gene Ontology annotation, biological process: regulation of DNA-templated transcription. Lineage: Eukaryota; Fungi; Ascomycota; Pichiomycetes; Pichiales; Pichiaceae.
AUGCUCUCCGUGACUCCAGAGUCUAAGUCUGGCAAGAAAAUUGUGGCCAAAAGGGCCUGCUUGGCUUGUAGAGAGAAAAAGAUCAAGUGUGAUGGUGAACCCAUGAGAGCUGGCAAAGAAGCCGACAUAAUCUACCCUUGUACGAAUUGUGCACUGUGCCAUACCAAGUGUAUCUUCAUACCCAGUAAUAGAGGAGGAAGGCGGAAAAAGGGCGUAUCCAAGGUAGCUAACUCUGACUUCAAGAAAACGACGAGAGGUCUUCCUCAGGAAGGUUCAGUUCACAAUUAUGAUGUCGACACGGAGGCUUUUCCGUAUAAUUAUUCAUUGCAUUCCCCAGAAUCUUUGAAAAUGCAACGAUUAUACCCAGAAUCAUUGGGGCACAAUCAGGACGCAAGACGGAGCUCUUAUGAUCGUAUCUCCUCAACUCAUUCCCAGCUCUCCCCAAAUACUUCCCAUCAUCCACAGGACUAUCCGACCAUUGCUCAUCCAGGGCAGUAUCCCAAUUUUAACCUUCCGUUACCCCAAAGUGGACGACCAGGCAAUGUCUACACAGCUCCCCCAAUGAGAGUGUCUUCCAGCACAGGAGCACUGCCCCUGAAAUCCGUUCCUUUGAAGUACAGUGCCCAACAAUAUGUUGGAUUCCACCCUCCAUUCGUUGGCCCUCAUCCUUCAAGAGAAGAUCCUAUAGAUUCAACAGACAGUGUGACAACUAUGUCAUAUAGAGAUCAUACCCCUCAUUUUCAACGAACACCAAGUUCACUUUCUUCAAGCCGCUAUUACGAUCAAACCUCUUCCUGGUUGAGAACUCAAUCUCACUAUGGAUCAAAUUCUCCAAUAGACGAUAGCUUUUUAAAGCCACGCAAGUCCUUAAGUUCACACAGUGCCGCUGUAAAACCAAGAAAUUCUACACUUGUUAUGACAUCUGAUUCUGAAUUGGAGCUUUACGAAUUCCCAUCUUGGGAGAUAACUUCAUAUUUCAUAGACUUGUACUACAAGUACAUUCAUCCUGCAAGGUCAUUGAUGCCAUCCAAGGCUGAAUUUUUGAAAAGUAUUUCGUUCCCAAUGCAUGCUUCGUUGCUUCAUUCUUUAAUUUUGACAUGUUGCACUCAUGCUGACCCGAAAAUUGUUAGAAGCCAUACCUUCAGAAAUCCAAAACAUUGGUAUAACCUUACCGAGAAAUACUGGCCUGAGAUGGAUUUGAAAUGCUCUUUGAUGUCACUGACUAUGCUCAGUGAAACCCUCAGUGGGUAUAAGUUUUUUCGGGAAUCUAUAGAUGGUUUCCAAAGGGCUUCUAACUUGGUAAAGCUGAAUAACAUGCUUGCCAGCUAUACGAGCAUGCCUGAUUCGCAGUGGAAAGAGCUAGUUCAGAUAUCCUCAACACGUCAACUGAUGGAUAGAGAGAGCUUCGUUAGAAGUAUCUGGUUAUUGUACAGAUUAGCUAUUUUCCAUCGUCUUAACGAAGGUGAUCCCUUUAAACCUAGACCAGAACUAACAAUGGAAUACCCUAAUGACCUUGAAUUCCCAAUGAGUGAUGAGUCUUUUUUCAAUUCUUUUUCAAAUAAAGAUUCAGAUUCAGAGAUCAAGAAACCUGUUACAUGGGAAGAUGUUAGUUCCGCUAUUGAUUAUAGCAUUACAACAGAUAAGGAUGAAGUGACCUUACCUAAUUCAUUCGAAAAUUAUGCUCCAGCUGUUUCAUUCUUUUCCACCAAGGUCUUGAGUGAUGUGAUGGACUUGAUAUACAGGGGUAUUUGCACAUUGGAAAGCAAAGUCACUUUGUUCAACAGCAAACUGAAUGCGCUUGAAAAACUUUCCCGGAACGUCUAUCGAAUUGAGUCUGUUGUUGUAGAUAGAGAUGUUCACAGUAAGGUAAUGCUAAUCAAUUGCACAACGUUGACUGGACUAUUCCAGAUACAUCUUUCCAGAUCUAUCUUACACACACCAAUAUGUGGAGAAUUGCUUUUAUUCAAGAGAUGUCUACAUAAAGCAAUGCUUGAAUCACAGAAGCAGAAUCUAGUUUCAGAAGAUAUUCUGAAUUCAUUUUUGGAGGCUUUACGUAGUGCCGACGAAAAUCAAUGGAGAUCAUUAGUACCAGUUAUCAUGUCUGCAUCGGGACUGGUAAAGUUAUUGGAAUUGGGGCAAGGUGUGGUGGAUCAUAAAGGAACAGAUCUUCAAGGUCAAAUACUUCCUGUUGUUGUUGGACCUACUUCGUUGGAGCCUGCCAUUGACAUUGGGGUGGUUGACUCUGAUGAUGAACCUGUUCUCAAAUCGAAACCUUGGUGGCACUACGCCGUUUCAGGAAUUGGUGCCAAACGAUCCGGAUCAGUAUCAACAGAGCCAGAUGUUGCCAAUGCUUGGGUUCAAUAUCCACUGUUCGCUUCAAUACCACUAUGUUAUGCCACUUACCAUAGUGCUUCGUUAUUAGUACUAAGUAAGUUUGUUGAUAUUCAGCUAAGCACUGAAGACACAGCAAAUUUCAAUCUCAAGAAUAACCAAGUUGCAAUCGAUUUUUGUGUUUAUGGAAAGAGGAAAGUCAGUUUACUUUCAGACGACGAGAAACAUGACGACAAGAGCGGUGAAAUCCUGACCAGAAAAAUAACAGUUCCAGUAUUACAGACGCAUGCAGAUAUAAUUUUGAAAUGUUGGAAUUCUGACAUCCUUUUAGAGCACAUGAGGCUCUUUGCAAAGUUCCUCCAGGUGCAGGGUAAAUAUUACCCAAUCUAUAAUAAUGCCUAUCAAAACUGCCAGGCUCUAACCAACUUUUUGGAGGACAAAUUUCUACCGAACCUUUAA